Leptopilina heterotoma is the source of this 1411-nucleotide messenger RNA. RefSeq names its product aquaporin AQPAe.a-like. Gene Ontology annotation, cellular component: plasma membrane. The record is from RefSeq and is a predicted model, not a curated record. Bases 193 to 984 code for a protein of 263 amino acids. The transcript has 4 exons. Gene Ontology annotation, molecular function: water channel activity. NCBI's taxonomy places the organism in Eukaryota, Metazoa, Arthropoda, Insecta, Hymenoptera, Figitidae. Gene Ontology annotation, biological process: transmembrane transport.
CAGUAGCGAGUCUUUGCUUUGCGCAAUAAGGUGACGAGGCUGUUGAUAUGAUCAUAAGUAUGUGAGCGCUGUUCAUAGUUGUCUCUACAGAAAUUUAUUUAAGCGCAUCAAUUUUUAAAUUUCCUAUUUCUUCUAUCUUGUCAUAAGCUAUUGAUAUUAUUUAAAUUUAUUUUCAUUAAAUAUAUUACAACUAUGUCUUCAUCCAACAUUCGUUCAAGAGUAAGGGAAAUAACUCAUCAUGAAGAAGCUACGCUGAAACAGACAGUUGUAUUAGGAUUAUCAGAAUUUCUUGGGACUUCAAUAUUAGUGUUCUUAGGAUGUAUGGGAUGUGUAGGAACUCCAUCACAUUUACAAAUCACAUUGAAUUUUGGAUUAUCAGUAAUGAUAGUAAUCCAGAUUUUUGGUCAUAUAAGUCAUGCACAUGUUAAUCCAUCCAUCACUGUUGGUGCAAUGGUUUUGGGCAAAAAGUCUCUAACUGAGGGAUUAAUUUACAUUCUCUGCCAAACAGGAGGCUCCAUACUGGGGUAUGGAAUGUUAAAGAUAGUAAUACCAUACUCUCGACUUGGCGACCCAAAAGGUGAUUUUUGUGUUACAAGCUUAUCGGAGGAUGUUGGUACUUUUCAAGGAUUGAUUGUUGAAUUAAUUUCAACAGCAGUUUUAAUGAUGAUUGCUUGUGCUGUUUGGGACAAAAGAAAUGAAAGGAAUACUGAUAGUGUAGCCAUAAAAUUUGGAUUAGCUGUUACAGCUUUAGCAACUGCCGCAGGUCCUUUUACAGGUUGCAGUAUGAAUCCUGCCCGAUCUUUUGGACCCGCAAUUUGGAAUAACAGUUGGUCACAACAGUGGAUUUAUUGGAUUGGACCGAUUAGUGGGUCAAUUGUUGCUGCUUUCAUUUAUAAAACAAUUUUUGAAACAAAAGACAUUAAAACAUUAAAAGAACCCGAAGAAUCUAUAACAUUAAAUAGUAUAGAAACAGACAAGAAUUAAUUAUUAUAACAGUUGAUGUCAUUGAAGACCGCGUAUGUGUUCUUUUAUAUAUAUACAGUAAGAAAAGCUAUCCGUCAGUCAUAGGAAAGUAUGGGAAUCGCAUAAGUCUCUCUCACUCCCACUCAUGGGACAUGACUGACGUGGGGUAGGUUUUCGUACUGUAUAUAUAUAUUUAAUAUAUAUAAUUAUCAAUUUUUAUGUUCAAUACUCAUUGAUACUAAAUAAUAUAGUAUGCCAAUUUUGAUAUAUAUAUAUAUAUAUAAAUUGUUUCAACUUCGAUUACAUUGAUUUAAUGUGUGAAGACACAUAUUAUAUAUGUGACUAUUUUCAUUCAAAAUAUUUAAAUUUUUGAGAGACAUAUAUUGAAAUAAUAUAUUUAAUUCAUCUACUGUUAAAAAUUUUGAUAAAUAAAAAUAUUUUUUCUUAA